Messenger RNA from Saimiri boliviensis boliviensis (Bolivian squirrel monkey), 2591 nucleotides. RefSeq names its product opsin 3 (gene OPN3). The record is from RefSeq and is a predicted model, not a curated record. Gene Ontology annotation, molecular function: G protein-coupled receptor activity. Gene Ontology annotation, cellular component: membrane. Gene Ontology annotation, biological process: G protein-coupled receptor signaling pathway. Lineage: Eukaryota; Metazoa; Chordata; Mammalia; Primates; Cebidae.
GACAGGGCGGGCCCGGCGCGCGGCAGCGCGGGCCCCUCAGAGCACAAUGGCCAGAGCCGGCGGCAGAGCCCGAGCCCCACCCGGUGUGGAGCGCGCCGCGAGCCGGGUCGCACGCUGAGCGCCUCCGCCCGCCCAGCGCGCCGGCUCCGGGCCAUGUACUCGGGGAACCGCAGCGGCGGCCAGGGCUACUGGGAAGGCGGCGGGGCCGCAGGCGCCGAGGGGCCGGCGCCGGCGGGGACACUGAGCCCCGCGCCGCUCUUCAGCCCCGGCACCUACGAGCGCCUGGCGCUGCUGCUGGGCUCCAUAGGGCUGCUGGGCGCCGGCGACAACCUGCUGGUGCUCGUCCUCUACUACAAGUUCCAGCGACUCCGCACUCCCACCCACCUCCUCCUGGUCAACGUCAGCCUCAGCAACCUGCUGGUGUCCCUCUUCGGGGUCACCUUUACCUUCGCGUCCUGCCUGAGGAACGGCUGGGUGUGGGACGCCGUGGGCUGCGCGUGGGACGGGUUUAGCGGCAGCCUCUUCGGGAUUGUUUCCAUUGCCACCCUAACUGUGCUGGCCUAUGAACGUUACAUUCGCGUGGUCCAUGCCAGAGUGAUCAAUUUUUCCUGGGCCUGGAGGGCCAUUACCUACAUCUGGCUCUACUCACUGGCAUGGGCAGGAGCGCCUCUCCUGGGCUGGAACAGGUACAUCCUGGACGUACAUGGACUAGGCUGCACUGUGGACUGGAAAUCCAAGGAUGCCAACGAUUCCUCCUUUGUGCUUUUCUUAUUUCUUGGCUGCCUGGUGGUGCCCCUGGGCGUCAUAGCCCAUUGCUAUGGCCAUAUUCUGUAUUCCAUUCGAAUGCUUCGUUGUGUGGAAGAUCUUCAGACAAUUCAAGUGAUCAAGAUUUUAAAAUAUGAAAAGAAACUGGCCAAAAUGUGUUUUUUAAUGAUAUUCACCUUCCUGGUUUGUUGGAUGCCUUAUAUCGUCAUCUGCUUCUUGGUGGUUAAUGGGCACGGUCACCUGGUCACUCCAACAAUAUCUAUUGUUUCCUAUCUCUUUGCUAAAUCGAACACUGUAUAUAAUCCAGUGAUUUAUGUCUUCAUGAUCAGAAAGUUUCGAAGAUCCCUUUUGCAGCUCCUGUGUCUCCGAAUGCUGAGGUGCCAGCAGCCUGCUAAAGACCUACCAACAGCUGGGAGUGAAAUGCAGAUCAGACCCAUUGUGAUGUCACAGAAAGAUGGGGACAGGCCAAAGAAAAAAGUGACUUUCAACUCUUCUUCCAUCAUUUUUAUCAUCACCAGUGAUGACUCACUGUCAGUUGACGACAGUGACAAAACCAAUGGAUCCAAAGUUGAUGUGAUCCAAGUUCGUCCUUUGUAGGAAUGAAGAAUGGCAAUGACAGAUGGGGCCUUAUGCUGGGUGCCGCUUUUAGACUUCCAUCAUAAGAAGUGUUCUGGAAUCCCCAUUCUAUGUAAUAUCAACAGAACUUUGUGGCCCAGCAGGAAAUCUGAAUUGCCCACGUGCUCUUGGGCCUCAGGAAGAGGUUGAACAAAAAUAAAUUCUUUUAAUUCAACGGGUGCUUUACAUAAUGAAAAACCACUAGUGGCACAUGGUGGGCAUCUAGCAUCAUCAUCUUCUAAUGUGUUGGAGAUUUUCAUUUCAAAUAUAUUUUUAAAUUUACUAUAUUUUCCAAAACAUGUAAUACAUUUUUCUUGAAAAUAUCCUUACUGUAAAAAUAACUGUCACAUACAUGUGUGAAGUAGCUAGAACAUAUUGAAUUUUUUUGUACUAUUGGGCUCUAUUCAUUGUCAUGUUCCUAUGUCUGAUCAAAUUAUCAAGGAGAUAACUCUAGAAUGAAAAAGAAAAUUCUCUUAUUGGAAACAAAAGACGUUUUAUAGAUAUAGUACGGCAAGCAGGAGUUUCAGAGACAACUUUGAAUCCUCAUCAGCCUGGAGACCAGCACCAGGGGAAUCUAUGUGGCAAACUCCCAUGGAUUUGCUUCCCACAAUUUGCUGCUCCUACAGACGCAAAGCUCUUUUCCUGUGUUUUGUCGUUUCUCUAAAAAUUUACAGUUCUUUGUUGAUGCUAUAUAAGCCAGGGAGUUCUAAGACGCCAGCUCUUUGAGAUUUACUCAUUCCCCAGUAUUUUCACCUGUAUUUCCCACAUAUAUAUAUAUGUCUGCUAAUACACUUAUGUUUGUUUUUCUCUUGUUAGUCUGUCUUUUGUUAUAGGGCCCCCAGCCAAGAAACCUAAAGUGGGUAUAAGGAAAAAUUAUUAUUUUUUCCCUACAAACUGAACGUGGAUUAUUAGAACUCAAGGAUUUCAUUGACAAUUUAGAAAAGAAACACUGAAUCAUUUUAUUUUAUUGCCCAGUUUUUACUUCUUAGAUGACUCUAGUGUUGCAACUUCAUGAUUAAUCAUGUUUGAAGGACUUCUAAGUGACUUAGCAGCUUGCUAAAGAAGGAAGAACCAAAGAAACGUUUUCACUAAAUGUGCUUUUAGAAAUCGAGCAUAUUGCUGGUUCUGCCACAGUACGUGGUCCAAGAAUAAAUUACUAAAUUGCUUCCGAGAUUCUGAAGUGGAAUAAAAUAAUGGCUUUGUAUUUCUAU